AUGGUACGACCAAUCUCCGGCGGCAGAAUGGAAGCUGUCAAAGCUGCUCUUAGCAGCAGAGAAGCUUUCAUCAAAGCCAUCGAGACGAAGAAGGAUGCCGCUGGCGACAUCGUCGAGCGCAAUCCCUGGAAGAAUGAGGAUCUCGACAUCAGUCCGCCAAAGGAUCGGACUUGGGGUUGGUACGACUACGCCUCCUUUUGGACCACCUAUGGAAUAAACCCCGGCACUUGGAAUGUGGGAUCUGCCCUGAUCGCAAUUGGCCUCGUCCACUGGCAGGCGGUGAUUUGCAUUUUCUUUGGCUACCUGUUCGGCGCCAUAGGCAUGGUGCUUCACUCACGCUCCGCAUCCGUCUAUCACUUCGGUUUCCCUGUAGAGAGCCGUAUACCAUGGGGUCUCCGCGCGUCCUACUUCCCCAUCCUGCUGCGCGUUAUGACGGCCCUUAUUUGGACUGGUGUAUCGAUCAUGUCAGGCGGCUUCCACACGGCAGUCUUCCUGCGCUGUAUCUUUGGAGACUCGUUCUGGCUGAUGAAGAACACCAUUCCCGAGAGUGCAGGCAUUACCCUUCCGGACUUUGUUGGCCUCAUGGUCUACUGGAUUCUGACAUUUCCCCUGCUUAAUGUACCGAUCCCCAAGUUUAGGAGAUGGAUAGAAGCUGAGGCUUUCCUAAUGCCAUUUGCAAUUUUCGGCUUGUUUAUAUAUUGCAUGGUAACAGCCAAGAGUGCCCCUGAGCGGCCUCUUUCGACUGGAGCCAUGCACGGUUCAACGCUCGGCUGGGCUAUUGUUGGUGGUAUAAACUCCAUCAUGGGCAAAACAUCUACAUUGGUCAUUAACCAACCUGAUAUUGCUCGCUAUGCGCGCAGCACCAAGUCGCCGGUUCUGUCACAACUCAUUGCUUUACCUAUAAUGAACACCGCCGGUGCUACACUAGGCAUUUAUGCCACAGCGAAGAUGUAUAAUCUCUGGGGAAAUGUGGAUUGGAAUCCGUGGAUCCUCGCACACGAUAUCCUCGACCACAGGUGGGGCCCGGGUGCACGCGCUGGACUUGCUAUAUGCAGUGCUUUCUUCAUGUUUGCAAAUGCCAUCGGUGAUAUGGGUGCGAAUAUCAUCCCGUUCGGAGCGGACUUCAUGACUCUAUUCCCACGGUGGCUCAAUAUUAGACGUGGAAUGUGGGUGGCUUACCUACUCGGUGUUUGUAUAUGCCCCUGGCACAUUUUGGCAAACGCCUCCGGCUUCCUCACUUUCCUUGGGGGUUACAGCAUCUUCCUGGGACCUUUCCUCGGCAUUUUCAUCACAGAUUACUUCGUUAUCCGUAAAGGAAAUAUUUUCGUCCGCGAUCUUUACACGCCAGAAGGUCGAUACUGGUAUUUCGCGGGCGUCAAUUGGCGUGCCGUCGUUGCAUGGGUCAUUCCGGUUGCCUUUGUCAUCCCGGGAUUUGCCACAUCAUUCGGUAAUGAGUUGGUAGGACAGACUGGCUGGGUUCAUUUGUACAAGUUCAGCUGGUUCUUCGUCUGCACGAUUGCCAGCAUUUUAUAUUACGCCUUGUCCUUCAUUGGCGAAUACGCAAAGGAGGAGCGUGCAAUGCCGUUCGAGGCACUUGCGCUUGAACAGAUUGAAGUGCUGAAUGGACAGACACCAACCGAAGUGGGAUCAGAAGUCAAUGUUACUGUUGAGACCAAGGUUUAG
Phaeoacremonium minimum UCRPA7 is the source of this 1683-nucleotide messenger RNA. Its product is annotated as putative allantoin permease protein. Gene Ontology annotation, cellular component: plasma membrane. Gene Ontology annotation, molecular function: nucleobase transmembrane transporter activity. The record is from RefSeq and is a predicted model, not a curated record. The transcript has 5 exons. Bases 1 to 1683 code for a protein of 560 amino acids. Gene Ontology annotation, biological process: transmembrane transport; nucleobase transport. NCBI's taxonomy places the organism in Eukaryota, Fungi, Ascomycota, Sordariomycetes, Togniniales, Togniniaceae.